Messenger RNA from Pteronotus mesoamericanus, 2186 nucleotides. RefSeq names its product phosphoethanolamine/phosphocholine phosphatase 1 (gene PHOSPHO1). Gene Ontology annotation, molecular function: phosphatase activity. The transcript has 3 exons. Lineage: Eukaryota; Metazoa; Chordata; Mammalia; Chiroptera; Mormoopidae. Gene Ontology annotation, biological process: bone mineralization involved in bone maturation. Bases 200 to 1078 code for a protein of 292 amino acids. The record is from RefSeq and is a predicted model, not a curated record.
CAGAGAUCCUGUCCUUUUAUUUGAGGAACUCUUUUAGAUGACACAAAAUGAUUUGAUCAUUCAGGACGAGACUGCUAGAGGAGCUCUGGACGACGGCUAGAGACCAACAGAGUCCUUACGGGUGGUGUUCAGGGUGAGGUGCCAACAAUGAGCGGGUGUUUUCCGGUUGCUGGCCUCCGGUGCCUGUCCAGGGUCUUGGAUGUGCCAGCACCUCUGGCCGAGGCCUGCUAACCAGCCUCUCCCGGGUCGGCGCCCGCCGCGCCCGCUCUCGCUUGCUCCCUCUUCCUCCUCCUCCUGCUCUUCUCCUCCCCGCUCCCAGGACAGCGGGAUGGCUGCGCAGGGCGCGCCGCGCUUCCUCCUGACCUUCGACUUUGACGAGACUAUCGUGGACGAAAACAGCGAUGACUCGAUAGUGCGCGCUGCGCCCGGCCAGCGGCUGCCGGACAGCCUGCGUGCCACCUACCGCGAGGGCUUCUACAACGAGUACAUGCAGCGGGUCUUCAAGUACCUGGGCGAGCAGGGCGUGCGGCCGCGGGACCUGCGCGCUGUCUAUGAGGCCAUCCCCCUGUCGCCGGGUAUGGGCGACCUGUUGCAGUUUGUAGCCAAGCAGGGCACCUGCUUUGAGGUGAUUCUUAUCUCGGAUGCCAACACUUUCGGCGUGGAGAGCUCGCUGCGCGCUGCGGGCCACCUCGGCCUGUUCCGCCGCAUCCUCAGCAACCCGUCGGAGCCCGACGCACGGGGGCUGCUGACGCUGCGGCCCUUCCACACGCACAGCUGCCCUCGUUGCCCCGCCAACAUGUGCAAGCACAAGGUGCUCAGCGACUACCUGCACGAACGGGCCCAAGACGGCGUUCAUUUCGAGCGCCUUUUCUACGUGGGCGACGGCGCCAACGACUUCUGCCCCAUGGGGCUGCUGGCCAGCGGCGACGUGGCCUUCCCGCGCCGCAGCUAUCCCAUGCACCGCCUUAUCCAGGAGGCGCAGAAGGCCGAGCCCAGCUCCUUCCGCGCCACCGUGGUGCCCUGGGAGAGCGCCACUGAAGUACGCCUCCACCUGCAGCAGGUGCUGAAGACGUGCUGAGAUGGCCGCCUGCAGGGGGCGCCCGGACGAGGAGGGAUGGGGGGUAGAGGGGGAUUGGGAAAGACAACCUGGUUUUGUAACUCCCCUUUCCCUUUCGCUUUGGUAUGUCCCUCCGGGAAUUUCUAGAAUUCCAGGCUCGUCCUUUUGGGGGCUGAGGGAGGGAGUUCGGAGCCGUCCUUAUCUAUGCAGUUAAACCAGCUCGGCUGCCUCCCUCAGAUCCACCACAAACAGUUAAAGUCUAGAGUCCGGCGCAACCCGGGUGGUGCGCAUACCUGGGAAUGCAGCAGCGGUUCCAAAGCCUCGUCCUCCGAACUGGGAGGAACGGGUUCCCUUGCAGGGGAGAGAACUUGAACGGCUGCCCCGGCCGCAUAACCUGCCCUCCCUCAGUCUUAGGUCAAGGAGACUCAGGUCCCGAAAUCCUCCCACACCGGACUCCCAGCGAAGAGAUGACGCACUCCCGCUCUCCCGACAGCCCCGGGCCUAGAAGUUGCUUCACCCACCGCGAGCACACGACUACAUCCCUUUUCUCCCUUCCCUUCCCCGCCCACCCUGCCAGCAUCCCCAAAGGAAAAGAAAGCCAGAAGGAACAGUCGCCUCCUGGUGGUGGAACGAGGUAGCACACAGUCCCGCUCGAGUCAGGCCAACGAGGCACCUCGCAGCGCGCCACGGUGUCUCCUCGCACCCCAACCUCGUCUGUGCAGCAAGACCAGGGACUUAACCAAAGUCACCCUCGCGGGCUGGGUCCGCUGCGUCCCCCUCAUCCGGUAUGGAACAGGAAGCCAUGAUGUUUUAAAGCUGAGCCAGCGAAACCCAAGCUCCUCCUAACUCUUUGGUGUUUUAGCGCUAUAAAGCAGAUGAAGGGGGAAGAGAUGACUGAGAUCUCUGGCGCGGCAAUCUGAGGGGUGAGGGUGAGGUGGUCUCUGCUCUCAGGGAGCCCCACUUAAAUAAGGGAGUUGGUCCCCACUGUGGCAGAGUGCCCGGCUUGAAAAAUCAAGACUGAACACAGAUGGUGUUUGGCACAUCAGCCCACGGGCCAUCGGAAGUCCGGCACAGAGAGGGCAGCAAUGAGGAUGGAGGGGGUGGGAAAGAUACUGCUGCCAAGAGCAGG